Planococcus citri (citrus mealybug) is the source of this 1914-nucleotide messenger RNA. RefSeq lists its product as uncharacterized. The coding region runs from base 404 to 1729 and encodes 441 amino acids. Lineage: Eukaryota; Metazoa; Arthropoda; Insecta; Hemiptera; Pseudococcidae. The record is from RefSeq and is a predicted model, not a curated record. The transcript has 5 exons.
GUUAUUUCUGGGUGAAGUGAAGUAAACAACCAAGGGUAAAGUAAAGAAGGGGAGGGUAGCAGUCUGUUGAAAACUGUAACCAAAAUGGCGGACAAUGAUCAUACCCUGUAUUGUAUCUGUAUAGUACCCUAGUUUUACGUAUGAGUUGGCGAUUUAUGACGAUUUUCAUUUUUUAGAGACAUUUUCAAAUGCAUGUAAAUUUUGCCUAAAAACUCGCGAACAAACCAACAAGUAUAGUUCUGAGGCAAGAUUUAGUGAAAAUUCCCAUUAGAUAGGGAAACGAGCAAGUUCGAAUUCGCGCGUAUUCUUCUAUUGUUCUCAAAUCUCAACCAGUCAUACCUAGUUCACUGCAGCGUAGUUCAUUUAAUUUUUUUUACCGCUGAUCAACAACAGCACCACGAAAAUGCAAAGAAGUACUUCCAGUUCCUUCCAAGACGAUCAAGCAAAACACGACUUCCAACAAGGUUCUCUUCGCCAAAAUCAACCUCCUCGUCAACGUCAGUUACGUUAUGAUAUCGAAUUUGGAGAAGGCCUCAAUACCGUUCUUAGACCUAAUGACUUCAGUGAAUGGGGCAUCUACUAUAAUAAUGAGAAUAAAUUCGAAGUGAUGGCAGUUAUCGAAAAAUUCGAGGGUUUCAUGAAAUAUCACAACGCUAACGAAUACCAAUACCGAUGGUAUUUCGAGCAAGUAAUCAACAGUGAAGGUUAUUAUCGCCCAAAUCAAUCUCCUCGUCAACGUCAAUUACGUUAUGAUAUCGAAUUUGGAGAAGGCCUCAAUACCGUUCUUAGACCUAAUCACUUCAGUGAAUGGGGCAUCUGCUAUAAUGAUGAGAAUAAAAUCGAAGUGAUGGCAUUUAUCGAUAAAUUCGAGGGUUUCAUGGGAUGCCACCACGCUAACGAAUACCAAUACCGAUGGUAUUUCGAGCACGUCAUUAACAGUAAAGAAGCCCUAUGCUGGAAGAAUAUUUCGAGCAAAAUCGAAGAUUACAUUUCAUACCGAAACUCUUUCGUCAAAGCUAUGUGCGAUGGUAUUCAACAACAUAAUGCCGGUGAACAUUCUCUCAACCUGGAAAUGGAUACUUCGUCAUCGGCCUUACAAGACGCUCAAGGACAACACGACUUCCAACAAGGUUCUCUUCGCCAAAAUCAACCUCCUCGUCAACGUCAAUUACGUGAUGAUAUCGAAUUUGGAAAAGACUUCAAUGACGCUCUUAAACCUAAACACUUAAUUGAAUGGGGCAUCUGCUAUAAUGAUGAGAAUAAAUUCGAAGUGAUGGCAUUUAUCAAUAAAUUCGAGGGUUUCAUGAGAUGUCACCGCGCCAGCGAAUACCAAUAUCAAUUGCUUUUUCAGGUAGUAAUUAGCAAUAGUGAAGCCUUAUGCUGGAAGACCAAUUCGAGCAGAAUUAUCGUAGAUUACAUUUCAUACCGAGCCUCUUUCGUCGAAGCUAUGUGGGAUGGUAUCCAUCAACAUAAUGCCCGUGAACAUUUUCUCAACCUGGAAAUGGAUACUUCUUCAUCGGUAAAGCUAGCUUCGGAACUACUGCGGUGGUACAACAUACUUGCCGAUACCGAUUUGCCCGACGCAUUUUUGAUGAGUACUAUCCUUGAGAAGCUUCCGGAUGACUUACGAGUAUCUUCUAAACUGCCUGAGUUGUAUGAUAAUAAGGACCGAAAUAAGUUCGCAGAAAGACUAUACGAAUUGACCCGACCGACACGAAAUAUACGCUAAGUCAUCGUAUGUAUGGCAACCAACGUCAAGCAAUCGAUUUGUUGUAGCACAUUUUCAUUAGGUAGGUACGUUUUAUCAAUAGAAGUGAUUUUUUUCAGUUUUCUCUACAUAGAUGUAUUUUUUGGUUAGCUUUAUUACUAGUACCUACUUGAUGUUUCUUUGAAUAAUAAAUGAUUAAAAAUCAA